This is a messenger RNA of Racocetra persica, 411 nucleotides long. NCBI's taxonomy places the organism in Eukaryota, Fungi, Glomeromycota, Glomeromycetes, Diversisporales, Gigasporaceae. The record is from the annotation of a GenBank genome assembly.
AUGGCAGAAAUGAUUACUUCUGUGGAUUAUGCAGCAGAUAGUAAUGUUUGGUUACAUGAUAAAUUGAAGGGUAAAUUUAAAGUUAAAUGGAUUUUCAUUAAAGAUAUUCCCAAUAGUCAAUUGAAGCAUAUUAACGUAGUUAACAAUGAGGAUAAACCCGUUACAAAUAGUCGAGAUACUCAAGAAUUAUUUAUUGAAGCUGGGCGUGAAAUGUUAAAAAUAUUUUCCAAUUAUCGCAGCCAAACAUCAAUAUUAGAUGAUUUCAAGUAUUAUGAAAAACGCCAAGUCGAAAUGGAAAAGGGUGAGAUUGUACAAACAGGUUCCGACGUAGCCUUUGAACGUUGGUCCGAUGUAGCGUCCCGACUUAGUCAAAAAUAUUCAAAUCAAUCAAUGAAUCAGUUGGAAACUUAG